CAGGAGCACUUUACAAAAUGGCGGACGGGUACAGCUGAAGUUUCGAAGACGGUGCAAAUAGGAAAUUUGUUUGUGUAUCAGCUGAUUUCUGAUACUUUCAGUGUCUAAAAUGACGAAUAUAAGAAUGGUUCCUUAUUUAUCAGCUGGUUCAGAAUUUUGAUUUAGAAUAUGUUGGGUUUAAAGACCAACAAAGUUCAAUCUAUCAGCUCUGUGAGUUUAGCUGGACUUCCCAAAGAUGUGCGGAUCCCUACUAGUGGCAAUCACCGCCGUACAUCAAAAGGAUCAUUGUCUGGUUCACUGGCAGGAUUUGAACAAUUGGAGAAAAGCAAGAAGUCAUGGAUUGCUGGACAUUUUCGAGGUCGGGAGUGCAUCAAAAUUGUGAAAGAUGCAAAGAAGACUCGCUCAGAAGAGAAUCCAAUGUGUAUGUGUGGUAGAACUAAGAAUCAACAUGAUUUAAAUGUGGCCAGAGAGGACACUGGUGAUCAAUGGACCCCAGAAAGGUGCACACGGCAGAUGCAAACUGAUGCAUAUGGGGAGAUUGACUUCCUUGGUACAGGCAGUCAGAAUAAACGCUCUCCAUAUGUCCGCGUGUCACACGACACUGAUGUUCAGCUCAUCCUAAAGUUGAUGCUUGAAAGAUGGAAUCUUGAAAUUCCCAAUCUGGUUAUUUCUGUGACGGGGGGUGCCAAGAGUUUUGUUCUCAAACCCAGAUUGAAAGAAGUGUUCAGAAGAGGUCUGAUUAAAGCAGCUAAGUCGACGAGUGCCUGGAUUAUAACAGGUGGAACCAAUGCUGGUGUUAUGAAGCAUGUGGGUGAAGCCGUGAGAGAACAGGAAAUCACAUUUGGUAGUGAGGAUAAAGUUAAUGUUAUUGGCAUCGCUACUUGGGGCAUUGUGGACAGAAAGGAUUCUUUAAAAGCGUCUAAGGACACAAAUGGUCUGUAUCCGGCCCACUACCGCAUGGAACAGGUCCCAGGCUCCAGUGGGGCUUUGCUGGAUUCAAAUCACUCGCACUUCCUGUUGGUGGAUAACGGAACAGAAGGAAAGUACGGUGUGGAGAUUAACUUGCGCUCAAGAUUUGAGGAAGCUGUAAUGAAGGUCAAAACUGACUCUAGGUCUGCUGCAGGUGCCAUUGGUGUCCCUGUGGUCCUAUUGGUUUUGGAGGGUGGACCAAACACUGUUCGUACCAUGUGUGAGUUAAUCAAAAAGAAAAUCCCAGCUGUUGUAAUUGAUGGAAGUGGUCGUGCAGCAGAUGUGGUGGCUUAUGCCUACAGUCACACCACUAAAAGUGACGGGAAAUUUAUCGUCGAUCCUCAGUAUGAAGGGAAAAUACGAGCUAAGGUGGCGGACGUGUUUCAAUUUAGGAAGGAGCAAGAAGUCGACGAACAUUACAAGAUGAUCGAAGAAGUACUUGAAGACGAUAAGAUGAUCUCUAUUUACCGAAUGGAUGACGAGACCAAUAUAUCUCAAGACAUUGAUCUUGCAAUUCUAAAAGCCCUCCUAAAAGCCAACAGUUCCGCUCCUUUGAUGCAGUUAAAUUUGGCACUGGCCUGGAACCGGAUUGACGUCGCUAAAAGUGAGAUCUUCACUGAUGACAAACGUUGGACGACGGAGGCACUGACUAAUCCUAUGUUGGCAGCUUUGCUCGACGAUAAGCCAGGAUUUGUUGAACUAUUCCUACAGAAUGGUCUCAGCAUGAGAGAAUUUCUUACACCGCAGAUAUUAUGUCAGUUGUAUGCUGGGGUCCCAAGUAACAGCGUCAUAAAGCCUCUGGUUCAAAAAGAAAUGAAUAAAAAGAAUAUUACAGCCUUAAACCUGAGGGUUAUUGGUGAAGUGAUAGAAGAAUUGAUGGGCGAUUCAUAUCAUAGCCUUUAUCUUCGGGAUCCACGUUAUAUGACCUCACUUCCUGAGGAAAGGGGCAAAAGUCGAAAAAUCACCCAGCCAGCUAUUGUAUGCAAUCCCCUUCACAGAAUCGACCCUCUAAAGACACCGUAUCGUGACGUAUUUAUCUGGGCAGUGCUUAGUAACCGGAAAGAGAUGGCCAAGCUCAUGUGGAGCAUGGGCCGAGAACAGAUCGCAACCGCGCUCAUGGCAACGCGUCUUCUUAAAUCCAUGGCGGGAAAGGCGCGUGCUGAUGAUACCAUCACUGACAUCAGCCCAGAGCUGCUGGAGGUUGCGAACGAUUUUGAACAACACGCAAUCGGCGUACUUCAAGAAUGUUACGAAGAGAAUGAAAAUCUCUCCCAGACACUGCUCGUUAAAGAACUGGAUAAUUUCGGUAACCUGACAGCACUUGAUCUGGCUGUCAUGGCUGAAGAUCAGAAUUUCAUUGCACAUACGAGCUGCCAAGUGCUACUCACCAGACUCUGGAUGGGAGCGAUGGCCAUGAACACUAAAUGGUGGAAGAUCAUUCUUUGCACGUUCUGUCCAUUCCUGAUUUUUCCCCUGAUUUACUUUGUCCCGGAUGAGCAGCACGAAAGAGAGGCCGCAGCUCGUCUGUCGCAGAAGGGAUUGUACUCUAAAAGUAUGAAGAAUAUAAGGAGACCCAGCAUAACAGGAGAAACAGUCGAACUACAAAAGGUUGAAACUGUCAGAAACGGAAAUCCUAAGACUAACCUCGACGAAGAAUCUAAAGUAGGAGAAGAGGAAGAUAUAGUGGAGGACAUAGUUGAAGAGAUAGUGGAACAUAUUCCAGAGCUUCAAGAAGAUCAUUCUAUGGAGCAUAUGAUGCGAUCCACAGACAUGACUUUUUAUGAUAGAAUCACAUCCUUCUACUCAGCGCCGUUCACUAAGUUUAUGGGAAAUUUGGUGUCUUACAUAGCAUUCAUCUUGCUUUAUGGUUACGUAAUCACGAUGUACUUCCCGAAAUUUGACUCGUCCAAGACUCUCGGCGGAUUAAGUGUGGUGGAAUUUGUUCUUUACUUCUGGAUCCUCACUAUCAUAAUGGAAGAAAUUAGACAGCUGGCGGCUCAACAACCGAAGACCUUUGGUGACAAACUUAGUGUUUACUUCAGUGACACGUGGAAUCUCGUGGACACAUUUGCACUCCUGGCUUUUGUGGUUGCAGCAUGUCUGCGCUUUUUUGAUUCAACCUAUGAAGCUGCCCGGAUCAUAUUUUCACUGAAUAUAAUAGUGUUUAUCGUGCGUUCCCUUCAGAUCGUUUCUGUCAACAGACAGCUCGGUCCCAAACUUGUCAUGAUUAGAAAAAUGCUUGAGGAUCUGAAGCAGUUUGUAAUCAUUUUGGCCAUAUUUAUUAUCGCUUAUGGAAUCGCACUGCAAGCGGUGUCAUUCCCAGGCCCCGGACAGUUCGCCAAGACCUGGGAUCAGGUGAUCCGUGGAAUACUGGACCUACCUUACUGGCAGAUGUACGGAGAACUCUUUCUCGAAGAAAUUUCAGGUCAAAAGCCCUCAGAGUAUUUUGAGGUUCAUCCUACUGCUAAAUGGCUGUCGCCGGCGCUCUUAGCUGGCUACAUGUUGUUUACAAAUGUUCUUUUACUUAAUCUUCUCAUCGCCAUUUUCAGUUACACUUUCGAGAGAGUGCAAGAAGACUCGGACAAGGUAUGGAAGUUUCAGCGAUAUGAACUGAUCGCUGAAUAUCACGGAAGACCGCUGUUCUUUCCUCCUUUGAUCUUCAUCUCUCACGUCCUGAUCUCCAUCCGAUGGAUAUGGCGGCUAUGCCGCUGUGGAAAUCCUCCCUCGGUCAGCUCUAUGAAAAUUAAAUUGACUGAUUACGAGAAGGAGCAACUUGAGAACUGGGAGUUUCAGGGAGCAGAGUACUUCCUUCACACGAAACGAACAGAGGAGAAGAACACAUUGGAAAAAAGAGUCUGUACCCUCGGAGACAGGGUAAACGACGCCACUGUUAAGCUUGACCGUAUAAUGGAAUGUGUGAUGGACACUAGUGCCGUGGACUCAGAGAGCGCCCCCGGAGUAGCUCAGCCGAAUAUAGAUUUUAGACCGCCGACGCGUGACACUGGUGCUUUGGAGCGGAGACUGGCGCGAAUGGAGGACAACGUGGCGUCGAUAUUAGAAACGAUGAAGUCGUUGGUGGAUUUAGCUCAUAGUCAAAAGGUUCAAACUUCCUCCAUGCCGUCGUCAGAAACUGCGCCCGCCAACAUUCUUGAUCUCCGUCCAGUAGCUCCAGCGUUCAUCCAUCACAAGGCACGCGCAACGCCCUACCCGCAAUCCACUGUGAAGAGAUUUCAGGUUCCGGAUGAUAACGUGCCGUGGGAAGUGGACUUACCAGAUUACAGUCCCGUAAAUUAUACCGCCCCUAUUGUUCUGAAGAAACCUCCAUGGGCUGACUACGACUUAAUGAGCAUGCAUCCUUCAGCUCGUCCAGCGCUGGCCUACAACAGGCUCGACGAUGAAUAUAAAGUAAACCGUGCUAGUCAUAUGGGACCGUACCGAGUGAAAGACGGACUACCGCUUAAUCCCAUGGGCCGCACGGGCGUCGUAGGAAGAGGACUCCUGGGACGAUUCGGUCCCAACCACGCCGCUGAUCCCAUUGUUACACGGUGGAAGAGAACCAGCGGCGGUGUUAUGUUAGACGGAGGGAAAAAAGUUCUUGAGUUUGUUGCUAUUCAAAGAAGGGACAAUAGUCAGUGGGCCAUACCAGGGGGUAUGGUCGAACCGGGGCAAGUUGUAACUCAGGUUCUUAAGGCGGAGUUUGGAGAAGAGGCAAUGGCAAAGCUCAGUGUCACAGACGCAGAAAGAGAGAAAAUCAGCCGGCAAAUCGACAGACUCUUUCACAACGGAGUUGAGGUGUACAAAGGUUACGUUGAUGAUCCCAGAAACACAGACAACGCUUGGAUGGAAACAGUGGCCGUCAAUUUCCACGACGACACCGGAGAAAUAUUCAGUGAAUUCAAGCUACAAGCCGGAGACGACGCGGCCGCAGUGCGGUGGCAGAGAGUCAGUGGCAAUAUUCCUCUUUUUGCAAGUCACGUGUCUAUACUGGAAAAAGUCGCCAAAAUUAGAAACGCAGCAUUUUAAAAUCAAACACCAAAGGGAAAAAAAUGGAAUAUUUUCAAGAGGGGGUUUCCUUUCACAGUGUGGGUGAAAGAGGUUAUUUAUUUUUCACGUCAUGUGAAUAGUAUUUGAACCUGUAUAGUAUUGAUGGUAGUUUCAUACUGCUUAGAAGACAUUUCUAAAUCUUUUUAGAUGUAAAGCAGUGUAGUUCGUGAUCAAAGAUAAACUGUCCUUGUUACAAAGCUUGUCAGGACACGAAGCUGAUUGUAUUUAUUUUUUUUAAUUGAAAAGUGGUUAAUUUCCAAUACUCUUUUGUUUUUUCAUGAAUUUCAAUAAUUGUAGGUUGUUAUUUUUGUAUGAAAUAGAUUCACCAAGGAGUGUUGUUGGAUAAAUUAUGAAAUUUUUCUUUCCAACAAAGUUUAUAUUUGAAUCAUUAACACACAUUAAUUUUUAUUUAUUUCUGAGUCUUUUAUUCUUCUUUCUUUUAACCAACGUUACUCACUACUCAAGAGAUAACUUUUCUCAAAACAUACGUGUCUCUAGAACAGAAGGGGGCACAAGUGGUGUGGAGGGGCAGAAAAUCUUCCCUACUCAGCCCUCCCUUGGAUCUGUCACUGUUAAACUUCUCACUAAUUGUUAACAUUUUGUAAAUAGAAUUUCCAACAAAAGUGAACUGAAUAAAAACUCAGCUUUAGUCUUUGGAGUGUUUCUGUUCACUCUCACUGAA
This is a messenger RNA of Pocillopora verrucosa, 5695 nucleotides long. Its product is annotated as transient receptor potential cation channel subfamily M member-like 2. Gene Ontology annotation, molecular function: ligand-gated calcium channel activity. The record is from RefSeq and is a predicted model, not a curated record. Gene Ontology annotation, cellular component: plasma membrane. Gene Ontology annotation, biological process: calcium ion transmembrane transport. NCBI's taxonomy places the organism in Eukaryota, Metazoa, Cnidaria, Anthozoa, Scleractinia, Pocilloporidae.